CUUCAUUCAAGAAGAGAUUUUUUUUGCCGUGUGUGUUGCUCGCUCCUGUGUGGCUCGCUCGCUGUUGAAUCACAGAGCACUUUUCGCAAGGAAAUUCGCAUUUCGCGAAACGCGACUGUGUAGCUGUGAAACCGUAGAAGUACCUAUUUUAUUUAAAUUAGUUGCUAAUUAAUUUUCUGUGAAACCAUUUACUGAACUAAAAUGGCUGGCUCAGCUCUGAGACGACUUAUGGCAGAAUAUAAACAGCUUACUCUCAAUCCACCAGAAGGCAUCAUUGCAGGCCCAAUCAAUGAAGAAAAUUUCUUCGAAUGGGAGGCACUUAUAAUGGGACCAGAAGGGACAUGCUUUCAAGGAGGUGUAUUUCCAGCCAAACUGUCAUUCCCGCCAGACUACCCUCUCAGCCCUCCAAAGAUGCGUUUCCUCUGUGAGAUGUUCCAUCCUAACAUUUAUGCAGAUGGGAGAGUUUGCAUAUCCAUUCUGCAUGCGCCAGGAGAUGAUCCUAUGGGGUACGAGAGCAGUGCUGAACGUUGGUCCCCAGUACAGAGUGUAGAAAAAAUUUUGCUCUCUGUAGUCAGUAUGCUAGCAGAGCCAAAUGACGAAAGUGGUGCUAAUGUGGAUGCUGCUAAAAUGUGGCGCGAAGAUAGAGAGCAAUUCAACAAAAUUGCCGAGCAAAUAGUCAGGAAAACACUAGGCCUAUGAAUUGCAUGAAUGCCAAAUUAAAUUCAUUUUAUUACCUACUCAUACUAUUUCAACAAUAUUUAUCAAAAUUGGGCAAAAUAAUCAGUGAAAGUUAUGUAGAAGACUUCACUGGUAUGAAAAGCUUUUUGCAUUUCCAUAUUUAAUAUAGUAGCAUUCAUAACAUAGUUGAACUAUUAUAUUACUUGUACACCAGUCAUCAUCAUGAUCUUGUGAAUUAUUCAAUAAUCAUGUUAUGUAUAUUCUAUUCGGCAAAAAAUUAAAAGUACACUACAUAAAAUCAUACAUUAUUCGCUGACGUUAUUUGAUGCGCAAUUAUUUUGUAAAUGUUUACACGGACACCGUUUACACAUUAGCUUUGUGGCGAAGUGAGAUAUUGAAAUGGUUCGCUGUCAUUGUUUCGCGACAGAUUAGUGCUAACGUAACGUAAUACCUAAAUAAUGCCUUUGCGAAUUAAUGAAUAAGCAAUAUUUUAUCUAAUAAAUGUAGGUUUACGAUUUGAAUUAUGAGAUUUGCGUUAAGCUAAUUUUACAAUUAGUUGUGCAAACUAUUUGGUAUUUGACACCAUUAUUAUAAGUGCAUGUUUAGAGGUCGUAAAAAUUUUUUAACGUAUUCUUGGUAUUAAAGAAUAUUAAUAUUUAUAUUUUAUUUAUUUUAAAACAACAAAAGAUCUAGUCUAUGUAACAUUUUAAUUGAAAAUUUUAUGGUAAUAAAUUACUCGCUUUAAUUCACCCAGGUGAACAAAGUGGAAUAAUCUAAAAUCUCAUUCAGAUGCAUGUCUAGGUAUACAAACACUGUAUCUGACAGGGCGGGCUUCCCCAAAAAUGCCUAUCCACUAGUGCCUUGAAGGUGUUUGGGUUUGGUCAAAAAUAUUGUUUUCUGCCAACAUUUACUUGCUACUAAGUUUUGUUGUUCAUCAAAUGGCGCAAGUACACAAUGCGAGAAAUUGAACGAGACGAACCGCGAGAUCGCACACCAAAGUAUGGGCGACAUCCAGCGAAACUAACCGAAUUGAAUAUUUGCACUAUACGUCUCGAUCAAUAUCCCGCAUAGUGUACUUGCGCCAAAAGACAAAAUAGGUGUGUAUUUUAUUUUAUAAGUAUAGCUACAUUAUAAUUUCGCGUAGAUGCUAAAAUGUUAGGUGUAUUACUGGAGAGGAUAUUUGUGUAGAAUAUACAUAUUUCUUUGAAGUUUUAUGUAAUUUUAUAGUCUAAGUACUAGGUAGUAC
Ostrinia furnacalis (Asian corn borer) is the source of this 1924-nucleotide messenger RNA. RefSeq names its product ubiquitin conjugating enzyme 7 (gene Ubc7). Bases 202 to 699 code for a protein of 165 amino acids. The transcript has 6 exons. The record is from RefSeq and is a predicted model, not a curated record. Lineage: Eukaryota; Metazoa; Arthropoda; Insecta; Lepidoptera; Crambidae.